Molecule: messenger RNA, 5982 nt
Organism: Onychostoma macrolepis
Lineage: Eukaryota; Metazoa; Chordata; Actinopteri; Cypriniformes; Cyprinidae
Gene: plekhm1
Product: pleckstrin homology domain containing, family M (with RUN domain) member 1
Exons: 12
Coding region: 99-3413 (1104 amino acids)
Source: RefSeq, a predicted model, not a curated record
AAGAGAUGCGCAAUAGCGCUGGUCGUCAACAGGAACACGGCGAACCUGGCUUUCAUUUCCCAUGCUACCUUGCGCGUCAGCUGAUCUAAUCACUGUCUAUGUCGCCUGCCCGCUUCUGUUUUCUUGGGUCAGCGAAGAAGAGUGACAGAUAUCACACGACUCGUGCUCAUGUUGAUUCGGUGAGAGGGAAGCAAACGCAUCAGCCACCGCGACAAAUAAACGCAGAACAUGUGUGUAAAGUGGGAUUAACUGAAGCUAGAGGAGCCAUGUUGGCCACCCAGACACCUGAGAGCGGCCCAGAAACGAGAGAUGUUAAACAGUGGAUCAAGGACAAGAUCGCACGGACGCUAAAAGUCCUGCAGAAGCGUUACAUCAUCACAGACACGGCGGUCACCAGCGAGGACCUGGAGGCUAACCUGCUGUGUUGUGCUUUGGAGGCGGUCUUCAUCCAUGGAAUCAAGAGCAAGUUCAUCCGGUUUGAUGGAAGUCACGCACGCAAAGGAGGGUCACGAGGAGCACUUCCUCAGCCCGUCUUCUGGAGCCUGUUGAAGACCGUCACCCACAGGGAUGUAGUUCAAGAACUGGAACGUCUAAGCUUCAUAAACUCAGACAUUGGCCGCUGCAGAGCAUGGGUUCGCCUGGCGCUAAAUGACGGGCUUCUGGAGUGUUACCUGACCUCGCUGCUUCGCGAAGGCUCCAAACUGGGCUCCUACUACCAGCCCGGGGCUCUUUUGCUGGACCCGGAGGACCGUGAGGUUCUCCUCACCCUCCUGCAGGGUUUGUCCUCGAUGACCUUCCAGCUCUCCUAUAAAUCAGCUGUGCUGAAUGAGUGGACCAACACACCCCUGGUCCUCGCGGGUCUGUGUCCCCCAACGCCUGCCGAUGAGCACAUUGUAGGCCCCAAGCGCAAGGAGUCUUGGGAUACGGUCUCCCAGUCAUCCGGAGGCUCUGGAAGCUCAGACUGGGCUCAGGAUGUGCUCCAGAGGGAGCCGAGGAGAGAGCAGAGCGAGGGCUGUGAGCCGAACACUCCACUGACCACGUCAAACCUCAGUCUGGACACGUCAGGAUCGUCGCAGCUGUCCUCCAGCCUGAGUUCGGAUAGUCUGCUGCAGGGUCAGGAGCUCAGGAGUCCAGAGAAGGAGCACUGGAGUUGUGACACGGAGAUCAGCCAAAACGCACAACAGAAGAUCACCGCUACAGAAGACAACAGUUCCUCUAAUCAGGACUUGAAGGAAGACUUUGAUGGGAUCAUACCAGCUUCAGACUCUGCAACACAAGCUGAUAAUGACAACACGCACAUGCCUGACACGUCUCCAGCAGCUGCCCAGGGCACACAUCAAUCAGAUGCACACAUCUCGGAAGAAUCUAAAGCAUGCUCAGAAAACUUACAGGAGACGGAAGAACCCAAGACUCUAGUUAAAACUGCCACAGUCACCGAGACUCCAGAAAAUAAGCAGAAGAACUCAUCUGUUGAUUCCCCUUCAGUUUGUACUUCGACCAAGACUGUUGAGAAGACCUCUGACCGUAAAGACCCUGGUGCUCUUUCUUCAGAGACCUCUACUGCCUCUAGUUCAGUGGAGCAAUCCCAACAUGCUGCAUACAGACGCUCCGCGAGUACCAUCAGCAGGAAAACCUCCUCCGACUCCCUGUAUUCCUCCUGCAAAUCCACAUCUUGGAUAUCAGAGGAGGAUUUCUACAAACCAGAAAAAAUGGACAGUUCUGAACCGUAUGUCAUCAUUGACAUCGCACAGAUGAAUGGGCAAGAGACGCCUACCUCUGAACCAGACGGCAUCCAGUCAACACCUAGUGUAGUGCACCGGAGACACAACGGUCUUCCUAACCCGUUCAGGGGUCUGCUGAAGCUGGGUCAGCUGGAGCGGCGCAGUGCGGUGGGCAUGUGGUGGGAUUAUUACUGCGAGCUCUCUCCGUUUGAGCUGCGGCUUUACGUCAACGCAGAGGAGCGAAUCUGCUACGAAAACCUGUCCCUGCUGCGCUGCGAAGAUGUCCACCUGUCCUCCAGUACCGAGGGCAGAUUCCGACUCUCCUUCCUGAGCAAAAGAAUCUACCUGCGCGCGCCGUCUCGAGGAGAGGCAGAGGACUGGGUGGAUCGCAUCGUGGAGGCCAUCAGCAAACUACGGCCCAUGAUGAGAGACGAACAGUGGGAGGUGCUCCACACGUCCCACGACCAGGACGUUCCCUCGCCGACACCCUCAAGCCCCGAGCACACCAUCUCAGCGCUUCCGGAUACUCCACAGUUAGAUUGGGCCCGUCAUAAGGACCCAGAACCAGAUGCCAUAAAGGAAGCGGUGGUCUAUCAGAACUUGGAGGAGAAGGGUUGGCGGUCUGUUUUACUUUCUCUCUCCCUGGAGGCCCUCAGAGGGUACAGGGUCCAAGGGGACUCAAAGACACCCCUGUUCUCACACCCCAUUGGGAACAUCAGGGAUGUGGUUCCUGAUGUCUCUCUAGGAAGUCCAGCGUUUUUUAAGGUUCUGACUGCGCGGGACACUCUGACGCUGCGGGCGGAGAGCGGUGAGGAAGCUCGAGGAUGGAGGAGUCUGAUCAGAGGAGCGCUCGACUCGUAUCUGGAGACGGAGGACGAUGGAGCGGUUCAGGGCGUCUCAGCAGUGGGCAGUGUCCACAAGCUGGUCCAACUCAGACUGAAGGGAGAUGGGGUGCUGCUGUCUCACCUGUCUACUGUCCCGAAUGAGAGAGGACUAGAUGCGCAAAACUACAAAUGUGCAGGUUGUCCUCGUCAGAUCGGUAUGUCUCUGGGGAGAGCCAGACUCUGUGAGUUCUCGGGUCAGUACUACUGUGAGAGCUGCCAUCAGGGAGACGCAAGCAUCAUCCCCUCCCGCAUGCUGCACAACUGGGACCUAUCAACACGUGAGGUCUCAAAACAAGCCUUUAAGCUGCUGACUGAAAUUGAGCACGAGCCGCUCCUACACCUUGACGUUUUGAAUCCUGACCUGAUUGAUCACACUGACAUCAUGGAGAAAGUGCGGAGCCUGAGACAAAGGCUUCGUUUUCUUGGAGACUACAUCCUCAUCUGCCGCAGCGGCAUCAGCAAACAUAUCCAGUCCAGACUUCAGCAGCGGACAUACUUACUGGAUAACAGCGAUCUAUACAGUGUAUUGGACUUGCAGCAGAUAGCAGACGAGCACUACGAAUCUUACCUGCAGUCUCUGAUCCAGUUUGGGUCCAAGCACGUGCACAACUGUGACCUCUGCACACAAAGGGGCUUUAUAUGUCAGAUCUGCAACACCGACAACAUCAUCUUCCCUUUCCAGUUCGACAGCACCACCAGGUGUGACGUCUGCAAAACGGUGUUUCAUUCCUCCUGUAAGGCAAAGUGUCCGGUCUGCCCACGCUGUGUUCGCAUGCAAAAGUAUAUGGAGAGGGAUCUGGAGGACUGAUUUAGCUGUUAGUUAGAAACAGGUCAAGCUACAAGCUCAAAAUCCAGGGUUAGUACUAUAUUAUUGUAAUACUCCAUCUAAAACGUAUUCUUUUUCUCAGUAGCUGACUUACUGGAAGCGUUUGCUCAGUUUUUCACACUAAGCGUUUUAUUUGACUCGCGGCCUUAAGUGCACUUAUUGACACAUUCAUCUGUACAUAUUUACUCACAUCAGCACUCCCAUGCGUGUGUUCUUUCAUGAAAUGUCAAUAAUGCCAAACCAACACUUUUUUUCUGCAAUGAUGGGAGAACUGUUAUUAAAGCUAUGAUUUUCGCUUUUCAACUUUAUGCAAGCACAAUUGACGGUUAAUCGGGCUUCACGUGUAAUUCUGCAGGUUUGUGUUCAGAAUCAUAAGUCUUAGUUCCCCUUUUGUUUCUUGUAUAGUCACUAUUGAUUGUCAAGCCAAGGAAGUCUUUAUUUAUGAAACAUAAGGUACUUGAAUGCCAAGGAUCUUAUAACUCUUGUUUUUAUAGAUUUUUUUUUUUUGUUUAUUUUGUUUUUACAUCUGAAUGUCACAUGCCAAGUUUUAUAAUUAUGAAGCAUUACAAGUUUACAAAGCAUUGUAUGCAUUAAUAAGCAUAUUGUUGUAUAUGCAGGUAUUGUACGCAUGAGGAUGGUUAAUGGAAUAAUGAAAUGUACCAACACUUACAACCUGCUUUAACAGGUCGUUUUUGUAUGAUAUUGUGCCUUUAUUUUCAAGUUUGAGUGUAGCAUUCGUCACUAAAAUGGGAUGUGCCAAAAAUGUAACCAUUAUAAGCCAAUGUGAAUGCCACAAAAUCAGUUUAGAAAUCUAAUUGCUGACAUUCAUCUCUGUGGAUGAUAAAAAGGAUAAACUCUUUUAUAUAUAUUAGUUUCCUGGUUUAAUGAAUGCAUAUGAAGGUUGACUGCUGCUUCAUUAGCACUAUAUUGGAAACUGAAAUAAGAAAGAACAUUCUUCCUUUUUUUUUUUUUUUUUUUUUUGUACUACUUUUUAACUGCUGUUUUUCCUGAUAUUUUUGACAAGUUCAUUAUAUCACCUGUUGAAGAAAAUUCCCAGAUGACUCUGUCUUUCUUAUGUUUUGCCACUAGAGGAGGCAAAAGUCUUAACAUGACUGUCAAAAGAGAUCCGCCUGUCAAUUCAUGAAUACCGAAGCUUUGCUCUGGUCUAUAAGCAAAAGUAAUUCACAUUCCUAAUGUUUUAUCCUUUUAACUUCUUUUCUUUUUAAUGUUAUUAUUAAAACUUAUUUGGAGUAAAUGCCUCAAUAUAUGUAGGGAUGGGUACCGAAACCCGGUAUUAAAUCGGUUUCGGGGCUAAAUUAUGAAAGACCGGAGUAUCGAUAAGCUCUGACGUUAUCGGUUCUGCUGUCGGUACUGGAGAAAUCAAGAAAACACACAUACAUUUAUUGUUACUAUAUAUACACAUUAUUUUGCAAAUUAUAUUUCACCAGAGUUGCCAGCUGUUAUGUGCAACAAUAUUCAAACAUCUGUCUAUGAUACAUUUUUGCUAUUCGCAAUUCAGAAACGAGAACGCGCUUACGCGGAGGAGUUUCAGCACGUGCAACAUGAAAGCCCUGUUUAAUUAUGAUAGAAGAGAGAACUAACUAUUCAAACAUCUGCUUAUGCUUUAGGCCUGUGGCUGUUAUAUUAAGCUUAGAAGCCAAAAUCGAAAUAAAAAAUAAAUAAACUAAGUAUUAUAGCCGUGUUUCUUCUAGCACAACUUCCUUCCCUUUACAGCGGUGCGCAUUCGUUCCUCCCUAACCAAAACUUAACGUCAGAAUCAGCUCAAUCGGCGAUUAUUGUAAAAUGCUGUCUUUACUGCUGCUACAUUGCGGGACAUGUUUGAUAAUAAAACGUUGAAAGCACAAUCAGCGCGAGACGCUGUUCCCCAGGAUGAAAUGUGUGUACGCGCCGCGCUCCAAAACGGACAAGCAAAUUACACUUUGAGCUUCAGGCGCAUCCAAACGAUCAAAUGCACACAAAAUGUCAAAAUGGCCAGCUACGAGAGUAUUCACUUAAACACAGUUUAUGUCUUAAGUGGACGAGAUCAGUUGGGAGAAAAUCCGAUGUGUGUCAAUAUUUUGUCUUAAAGUGACAGACUGGUGCUUGGGCCAUCAAUGUUAAAUAACAAAAUGCAAAGAGAAAAUCACCCACAGCUCUUAAUCUGAAUAACGUUAUAGCUUUAAUAAGCAUUAAUCUAUCAAUACAUACAGUGAAAAUUAUGCAGUGUUAUUUUACAUUUUAAUUUUUUUGUUUUACGUUUGAUUACUUUUAGAUUUCUUUUGUAGCUAUUACUUACCUGAACAUUAAUGUUAGUAGACCUUCAUGGAAAAAUGAAAGCACUGUUUAUUUCAUUUCAGUUAAUUUGUAUAUUUGUUUUAUUGUAUUUGUUGGUUUUUUUUUUACUUUGUUUCUUUGUUCAUGUUCUUACUGUAUCUUAUGUAUAUAAAACACUAAAAAUGCCUGCACACUGGUGCAUUUACAAAUUGAUGUUUUAUAUUAAUUUAAUUAAAUAUUUAUUUUACAUUUCAGAAUAUAAAGCAAUGUUAAUCCA